This is a messenger RNA of Astyanax mexicanus (Mexican tetra), 3233 nucleotides long. RefSeq lists its product as uncharacterized. Gene Ontology annotation, molecular function: protein tyrosine/threonine phosphatase activity; MAP kinase tyrosine/serine/threonine phosphatase activity. The record is from RefSeq and is a predicted model, not a curated record. NCBI's taxonomy places the organism in Eukaryota, Metazoa, Chordata, Actinopteri, Characiformes, Acestrorhamphidae. Gene Ontology annotation, biological process: protein dephosphorylation; negative regulation of MAPK cascade. Bases 271 to 1494 code for a protein of 407 amino acids. The transcript has 5 exons. Gene Ontology annotation, cellular component: cytoplasm.
GUGAGCUCCAUUCAGCUGAGCGCUGCAAAGGCUGAAUGAAUGGCUCGGCUCGGUAGUCCUCGCCCUCGCGCUGUGAUGGUAUUUGUGGGGGGCGGCGGGUCGCGGCGUGUUUAAUGCGGUGAUUUUAUGCGGCUCUCGGAUCCUCGUCCUGUGUUUGUUGGAGUAUUCUGCAUGCAUGGCUCAGGAAACAGCGGCAGCUGCAUCAGCCUGCCUGCCUGCCAGAAAGCAGCGGCGGCAGCAGCAGCAGCCAGUUGAUAAAGAAGGCAGAAAAUGGAAACCGUGAAACAAUGGAACCAAGAUAUUAUUGCACUUAACCACCUGGAUAAGAAACUCCACUCCAAACAAAAUGGCAUGGUUUCCAAGAAUCUCCUUAACACUCUCAAGAUCCGCAACCAUUUACAUCUGCAGCCCAUUUCUCGUUCAGCAUGCGCUACUGGGUCCUGUCCAGAUCUGAUCAUGAGUAGGAAUGAGCAGCCUGACUCACGGCCAGUCCCCAUGGCACUGACCCCUCAGCUGCCCCCCAGAACCCACCGGCCCCUCUGCCUCUCUGUGUCCUCUGACAGCAAUGGCCGCUUUAAAGCCCUGGAGACCCAGGAAUGGAAAAACAACCUCAAAGCUCAGAUGGAGCAGGCCCACAGUGCUGGAGCUGCCAGCAGCACAGGUUCCUUGGAGAGAGCCUCUCUCUUCUGUGCUUCUGGCUCCACCACCACAUCCAGCUCAGGCCUUUCCAGCCCUGUGGAGCUGCUCACCAAAAGCAAGUCAUCAAGCCGCUUCUCUCUCUUCUCCCCGCCGUGGAACAGCAGCUCCGAGUCUGACUCCAACCCUCCAUCUCGCACCGGAUCCAAAAAACUGCGCAACUACAGCCGCAGGGCGGGACCCGGUGGGGUCAAAACAGGCCCCGAGACCCCGGAGCCCAAGCAGAGUGGUCCUGAGCACUUCCAGUACUCUGAGCCAGUUAUCUCAAAGGUGACUGACUACAUCUACGUGGGAAACCUGAACGCGGCCUACAGCGGCCGCACGCUCUGCCGCAACAACAUCGACAGCAUCAUCGACAUGAGCAGCCUGCCGGGGGAGACGUCCUUAAGCCUGAUCCCCUGCACCUGCUCACGGGGGGCCAAGCACAGCUGGUCCCGACUCAAGGUGGACAUCAGUGAGCUGCCAGAUCCAGCACGGGACAGCCAGUCCCUUCGACAGCGCUGCUUCGAGGACAUCAACGAAUGCAUCGAUGCCUCCACGGAGAAGAGGAAGCGGGUGCUGGUGCACUGCCGCGAUGGCUUCUCUCUCGCCCCCACCUGCGUCAUCCAGUACCUCAUGAUCAAGCAGAACAUGAGGCUGAUCGCAGCCUAUGAACUGCUCAGGGCCAAGCACCCCGUCAACAUCCGCGAGUGCCACCAGAACGUGCUGGUCAGCCUGGAAAGGGCACUGCGGCCUGGUGGGAACACGGACCCUGAGUGCUUCAAACAGGCCAUCUCGCGCAAAUUGGCCUGGACCUAAUUUCAGCUGUACUGCCAUAUGUUACACAUUCAUUUCAACUUUUCUAAUUCUAGCUUUUAUGUGUUAUACUUUUGUCCCCUUCUGUGAUUGGCGAUGGCAGCUUUUCUUUACUUUUAACAGUCAGAAACUACUGCGACACUUCAAAAAAGAUUGCACAAAUGUUUUUGAUUGGUGCACAAUUGGCCAAUUCCCAAAGCUUGAGAUUUUGCCACAUGGGACAGAAACACAACCAGAAGAUUUCUGUUCUAUUUUUAGCUGCUAAAGGAGAAUGUCUCCUGUGAUUCAUGAUUCGACUCCUUUGGUGCUGAAGUCCUGUAUGUGUGUGAAGUGGGGCUGCAGCCAUAGUGUUCUGCUAUAGAUUUAUGUUUCAGGGGAAUGUGAAAGGAAAUCUCAGGAGACCCAAUGAUGUCAUACAUGGCUGCGUGGUCAUGCUGCGGAACAGAUAUAUGUACCAGAAGGGGACAGCCACACCACGGGCGUGCUCAGCUUCUCCUGCUGGACUACUUGUGAAUAAUGAUCACUCUGACUCCAGUGAGGUCUUUGUCCGCUGCCAUUGUAAACAUAGACAUUACAGACUUUGCUUGCAAAUGAAUAGUCUCAAAUGUGUCGAUAAUCUCUGCAUUUUCCAGAGUCACUGGAUUUUAUGGACAGUAUGUAAGUAAGAUUUGUCCUCCAUGAGGAAUCCAGUCACUUACCAGUUGUCUUUUCCCAUUAUAAAUAAUCUUUGGUAGAAAAUUAGUUUUGGUGCUUGGGAAGUGUGGAGUGUUGUUGUUUUUAAUUAUUUGUAUGUAUGUAUGUGUGUGUGUGCGGGUGUGUGUUUGCAGUACAACUGGAACUGGCCUGUGUGUAUCCUUGAUGGAUUGUCAGCAUUAGUGUCAUGGAUUUGACUGAACUUCACAACUAAAAGUUGUAAAGUACCGUCACUAGUUAAAGUUAAAUGUUCAUUAUGAUAUUUCACUUUUCGUCCUUCACCACUCAGCACAACCUUCAUUAGUUUUGGAAUAAUACGGUACAUAUAGUUCCUGUGUUCUUAUUAUGAAUAGAUAGCUGUCGUAAUUUUCUUAGCCAUUUAGGAAGAUCCAACAAACCCCUCAGACAUAUGUGCUUUUCCGUCUCCGUGUCAGCAGUGCUUAUCAUAAUUUGAUAUGUAGUGAGCAGUACGGUGAGGCGAGUUUUUGGUGCCUUUGUUUAAACUUGUCAUGUGUGAUUGUAUUGUGACAUUCACACACUAUGUAUGCAGUUGUCAGGCACUGACACAUGAUGAUAAUGACGUUUUUACGCACUGAAUCAUUCUGUAUAAACACUAAUCUUUGUUCUGCUGUUAGUACCGCGUUGUGACAUGUGGCAGAGCACAGCUCAGUUGGGUUCAGUUAUGUGAAGGUUUCGUUACAGUGGUCAUUCCGUGCACAGUGGCAGUAUUUUCAGUCAGUGUGGUGAUGGCUUGUGCAUCUCAGUCCGAGUGAUCAUUCUUUAGCCCCUACAGGUCUGCAGUUCACUUAAACAUCAGAAUUCGGAGCUCUAUUUAGCUUAAGUAGAUUUGCUUUCUGUUGCUGUACAUUUGAAAUGCUCGCUACUUUAAGGUCUAACUUGAUCUCAGGUGAACUUUAUUGGCCUAGACUAAAAUGCUCUCUGUCGAAGUUAGAUGCCAGAACAAUGUGACAAUGUAUUUUUCUGUAUCAUGUUUUUAAAGUCUUAUGCAUUUGUAUAUGUAGAUAUUAAAGAAAAUGACAUUUAAUUCA